This is a messenger RNA of Pseudogymnoascus destructans, 1146 nucleotides long. RefSeq lists its product as uncharacterized. The record is from RefSeq and is a predicted model, not a curated record. The transcript has 4 exons. Lineage: Eukaryota; Fungi; Ascomycota; Leotiomycetes; Thelebolales; Thelebolaceae. Bases 60 to 1115 code for a protein of 351 amino acids.
CUGCCACCCUCAGCCCACCUGAGCUCACAACCACCACCGCCUAAACCAGGGGCCAACAGAUGUCCACUUUCCCACACCACCCAAGCCAGCACGCCCCGCAUCGCCGCACCACCACAGCCCGGCCGACCGCACAUCGUCGUCAAGUCAAGCCGAACUGCUUACCUCUGUCACUAUUCCCAUCUUCCUCAAGCUCCAGCACCGAGGCUAAGAUGUCUGAUCAACGCGUGAGCGCUAGCAUGCUAGGCAGCUCAGAUACGAGCUCCAAGGAAUUCACGCUAACGCCGUAUCAAAAGCAAGCUUUAGUAGCCGUUAUUGAUAUAUUUAUUCCUUGUUUCAGGCCUGAUGUUUUGAUGACGCGAGAAAUUUCUCAAUCAUUGAUUGAGAAAUCAUUGAUUGGCAAAUUAGACCCUAUAUUCCGGCAGGUAACGCAGAGCCUGUCAUUUUCUGAAUGCGCUAUUCUUUCUUCUGCAAAGCAAGGGUUUAAUCCCUGGGGCCUGCACCAGUUUGCUCUUAGCAAGAAUCGAGACUACCAAGUGGAACAAGGAAUGGCAAAUAGGUAUGGCAUACAGGUGAAAUACCUGGAAGUUGCUGAAUUCGACUUAAGUUUUGACAAGCUCAAGCAAAAGCUUGAAGAGAGAAUCGAGCCUCUAGCCCGUGACCAAAAUUGUACAUUUGACGUCUUGAAGGCCUUCACAGGUCUUACACUUACAAUUCAAAUGGACACUGAAGAGGAUCUUGCCAGUUAUCUCAUUCAUCAAACAACGUCGUUUUGUUAUGCGUGCAUAAAGGAGUCGGAUUAUAGCCGUCCUUUAUUGCGGGCAUGGUUCAUUAGCGAGGGCGCUCAACAUAUCGAGACAUGCAUAGGCAUGUUGGACCAUGCGGUAACUUAUCUCGACGUUGAUGCAGCAUUCAGAAUGAUGGCAAUUAUAUAUUGUGGGUUCAGAAUCCAGGAUGAAAUGAUACUAGAACCCUACACCAUUCCAGGACGCCGAGGUGACUGUCGGCAACCGCAGAAGAACCGCCGGGCAUUUUUUAAGUGUAUCGACAAUCUUCGUCAAAAUGAACGAUUUUCACAAGAUCUGGGUAUUUACGGUUCAUAUGCAGAUAGCUGUUGAUCGAACGUGCAAGGUAGCAUCGGAUGUCGGG